Molecule: messenger RNA, 700 nt
Organism: Brachypodium distachyon (stiff brome)
Lineage: Eukaryota; Viridiplantae; Streptophyta; Magnoliopsida; Poales; Poaceae
Product: autophagy-related protein 8D
Exons: 5
Coding region: 138-503 (121 amino acids)
Biological process (GO): cellular response to nitrogen starvation
Source: RefSeq, a predicted model, not a curated record
UUCCUUAUAUUCUCUCCUUCUUCUUCUUCGUUCCAACAACGGAUAACUUUACAGACUUGACCAUUGCCGAUCCCCAUUCCCCAAGAACAAGCAAAGCAAAGCAAAGCGAUCGAUUCCGAGAAGCAAGGAGCAGGAGGAUGAAGGCCUUCAAGAAGGAAUUCACCUUGGAGGAGAGGGCGAAUGAGUCCGCCGCCAUGAUCGCCAACUAUCCCGACAGGAUCCCCGUCAUUGUCGAAAGGUUUUCGAGGAGCAGUCUUCCAGAAAUGGAGAAGAGGAAGUACCUGGUUCCACGUGAGAUGCCGGUUGGGCAGUUCAUCUUUAUACUGCGUUCCAGGUUACAUCUGUCUCCGGGGACAGCACUUUUCGUGUUUGUGAACAACACUUUGCCACAAACCGCUAACCUGAUGGGGAGUGUGUAUGAUGUGUACAAAGACAAGGAGGAUGGAUUCCUCUACAUGUGCUACAGCAGCGAGAAGACAUUUGGGUCGUCUGCGUGCAAUUAGACUUAAGUCGUUGCUGUCAUCCAAUGUGUAUAGCGCCUUCUGUCUCUUAUUAAUGUUUACUACGAAGUACUUGAUUAGUAACUAAUCUAUUUUAGUUGGUUUCUCGAAAAAAAAAAGUGGUUGCGUGGAUGCAAAAUCUGUAUAUAUUGUUGUACUGUCACCAAACCAGAUUGAAUAAAAAUUAUUCCUUCUUGGCA